CUUAAAAUUACAUAUAAAGAUGCAAAAAAUAACAGGAUCUGGAGUGAUGGUGUUUAUAAAAGACAAAGAAGAAACAUUAGUUUUAUUACUUCAAAACAUUCGAAAGAGAUAGAUGGUGAUGAUGGAACCUGGAGGGAUUUUAGAAGUUGGUCUUUCAUCAAUGAGUAAUGCAUUAAAGGAACUUUAUGAAGAAACAUUUGCAGGUCUAUCAAAAUCUGAUUUAGAUGAAGAUCAUAAAGUUAUUGUGAAUUUUGAAUACUUGUGUUAUGCUGUUCAUAUUAAGAUUGAUGAUUUAAAAUUUUUUUAAGAAGUUAUGAGUAUGAACCAGAAAACAUUACAUAUGUCAAAUAAUAGAUCAUUACAUUCAUUUAAUGAGUGUAAAGGAUUUAAUUUAGUCAAUUUAAAAGAAUUGAUGAAAGUGAAUUUAGAAUAUAUCUAAAAAGAUAAUAAUCAAAUACCUUUACAUGUUAGAACUAAAUCAGCUUUGAAAGAGUUUUUAGCAAAAGGAAUUAUAGAAAAAGACUUGUCGAUAAAAUUGCCAUUAUUUUAAUGUUCAUUAGAUAAAAUAAGAAUAAAGAAUCCAAAAUCAGCUUUAUAUGUGUUAAAUAAUUAAUAUACUUAUGUUAUACAUUGA
This is a messenger RNA of Paramecium sonneborni, 634 nucleotides long. Lineage: Eukaryota; Ciliophora; Oligohymenophorea; Peniculida; Parameciidae. The record is from the annotation of a GenBank genome assembly.